AUGGACGUUGACGCACCAUCGCCAGCCAACACCUCAGUCUUCUCGGAACCCGUUGAUGAGACUUGCAUCCGUCUCCUCCGCUUCUCGCAGCCUGAAGAUGGCGUCUUCGUUGGUAAACUGCAGACGUUUCCCCUUGCCGGCGCUCCACACUACUACACAGCCAGCUAUGUGUGGGGUGAGCGUACGCAUCGAGGAACGAGCAUCAACCUGAAGACGGGGGCAUUGCCAGUACUUAGCAGUCUCACCCCGUUCCUGCACAUGGUCACUCGUCAUGGCGACUUCAAGCCCCUGGACUGGUGGUGGAUCGAUUCUCUGUGCAUCAAUUUGGACGACAGUCAUGAGCGCGGGAAGCAGGUGCGCAUCAUGGCAGACAUCUACAAGCGAGCAAAAAGAGCGGUCAUCUGGCUGGGCGAAGAGAAAGAAGAUGGCAGCAACUGCACAAAUGCCAUCGACUUUCUACACUAUCUGUCCAGCUUGCAAAUUGCAUUCAACGGCGACGACCACGCCAUGCGCAGCAACCUCGAGAACCCCGAGUUCACUGAGAAGUGCGCUGCUGUUAGCAAUCUGCUUGCCAGGCCCUGGUGGACACGUGUCUGGACGCUGCAAGAGUUCGUCCUCCCCAAAGAAGCCAAGCUGUAUUGCGGCAUGGCGAGCAUCAGUCGUGGAAGGUUCAAAAGUGGAAUCUACAGCAUUUUCCUUUGCAGCACCAUCAGCAACGAGUUCGAGCACGAGCUUGUCCCUCGCAAGCUGUUUGAUGGGGCGUUCAACCGCCGUCGCAUCCAUCAGUGGCAUACCAAACCAGCCUCGACUGGCAUCAAUUUGAUCGCUAUCAUGGCGUAUUUGGGCAAUCACUCCGCAACUGACAGCAGAGAUCGCAUAUACUCCGUUCUUGGCCUAAUUACCGAACAAGAUCGAGAUCUCAUUGGACCUGCUGAAUACUCCACUAACAUCGAGCAACAAUUCGCGAAGCUUGUUCGCUCGUUCUGGACCACACAUGGCUCUCUAGAUAUUAUUUGCUUUGCGCACCUGUUCAGCCGACAUGCUGCAGCUAGCGACCCAGGACCUGUCCGUGCAGUGCCAACCUGGGCCCCAGACUGGAGGACUACAAUCGACUUCGCAUCUCCUGUGCCGCUCAUGGCAAGCCAAAGUGCAAGCGAACACAUCGGUAAUUUCAGACCGUUGCGUUCGACCCGCUGGAAAGCAAUCUAUGACGCUCCGGGAUCGCAAUUAAGGAGGAAAGCGGACGUUACGUUCUCUGAGAGUUUGAAGGAACUCUGUUGUAACGGUGUUGUACUGGACAUCGUACACGGACUUGGUGGACUAGACACGCAAGAAUUACGGUGCCAAAGCUUCGUCUGUAACGAGUCUGGGCAUAAUCUCACGCAGUCUGGGGAAGAACAGCGUAGCGCUCCAAGAGCCACAAUGCAGCCUAUGGACUGGCUCGAAGCUGUCGCACGCUCCCUAGUCGUCGACCGGCAGGACAAAUACUUGUGCUUUCAAGCACCGGUGCACUACGUCACCGACUUCCUCUUUCUCUGCCAUGCCUGCAUCGACGGCGACCCGGUUGACUGGAGUUUCUUGACGUGGUUUGAGCACAACAGGCAGCUAAGGAUCGGCAGCACCACCCUGCAAGGGCUUGUCAACCUGGUCCGUUCCGAGGUCACGUCGCCACCCCCGACAUUGCAUCGACCUCCUUCGCACCCUAUGCACCGACUGAACGACAAACCAGACACGUUCUUGUCCCGCUUUCAUGAUACGGUGCGAAAGAAGGCACGUAGAUUGAUGAUCACCGAGCAAGGUUACCUUGGUAUGGCGCCGUGUCGUGCAAGACCUGGCGACGUCGUGGCCAUUCUAUACGGGUGCAGCAUUCCGCUUGUUCUGAGAAAACACUUGCUGCAAGACGCAUGGCAGGUUGUUGGUGAAGGCUACGUGCAUGGCUACAUGAACGGGGAAGUUGCAGCUUUAGUUAAGAGAGGGACAAAAGCUACACAGAGACUAAGACUCAUAUGA
This is a messenger RNA of Ascochyta rabiei, 2010 nucleotides long. RefSeq lists its product as uncharacterized. The transcript has a single exon. The coding region runs from base 1 to 2010 and encodes 669 amino acids. Lineage: Eukaryota; Fungi; Ascomycota; Dothideomycetes; Pleosporales; Didymellaceae. The record is from RefSeq and is a predicted model, not a curated record.